AGUCAAUCAAAAAGUAAAAGUCUUCCCUGAGUAUUACUCCAAAUAGGUUAAGUGGAAAGAGUAACUGAAAUAGGAAAACAGACCUGUGAGUUAUCUUCAUUUGAUUUUUUUUUUUUUUGCUUGAGCCAGUUUUACUGUCUGUUGCAGGCUUUAGUCACCAAAUUUAUCAGCAGUUCUUGCUGGGAGAAAACUUCGCUUAGAUAAAAUGGAAUUAAUAUUUUAUAUGGCUGAAGUGAAGCAAUAACAACAAACAUACUGGACAGGAGGAGAAUAUAACAUCUACAGCUAAGUUUGUGGGCCUGACGAGCUUCCGAAGUUUUUGCUUAGGAAGUUUUUUCUAGGAUAAAAGUGAAAAAGUUGAAAAAGCGCUCUAAGAGUUAAUAAUAUGCCUUCCAGCUAAAAUACGUCCUAAAGAUCUCCAGCACCAAUUGCUCUUAUAAGCUCAACUCUUACUAGAUUCAUAGCAAAACAGUCAUUACAAUUGCAAAUUAGAAAAGAGAUGAAGACAAGUUCAUAUCUGCCUUGGAGCUGGCUGUGGUCUUAACAGGACUGCUGAAAUUUAUGAUGGUGUCUAAAACUUUAUUGUUGGUACGUGAUUCUGUAGUUUGCCGCCCUUUUAAGGGUAAACUCUUAAUUCCUUCAUGGGAAUUCGAUCACAUAUUUCGAGGCUUUGAGGAGUGGAGUUGCUAAAGCAUAAUAAUACGACAUAACCUAGCUUCUUAAAAAAGGAGCCAAGGAGUCAACAACGUCGUAAUUUCUACUCCGCCUGCGCCCCGCCUACUCGCUCAGACACGCUUGUUUCUCCCGCCAAAGUGGCGACAGGAUCAGGUUCUCACCAACCAGAGCCCUGAUUGGAGGACGAGAAGACACUAAAGCCCAUUGGGCGCCAGCGGCGGUAGGGCGGCGGAAGGGCGGGGGAAGCCGAAGGCCUUUCUGCCUUGCCAGCCCCCACCUCCAUCAAAGCACGCCCCUCCCCCAGCUACUGGGAUGGUCGCCCAGCUUCUGCCCUGCGCCCCCUGACCCCAAGGCGCGAGGUGCGACUUCACUGCUUAUCCCCGGAGCAGAGGGCAACGCAGUUAUUCCCCUACCCUCCUGAUCCAUGCAGGAGAAGACCCACGCCCUGCAGCACCCGGUAAUGCAAUCCCCGGAGGCGGGAGUGGCGGCGGCGGCAGCACCGGCGGCGGCGGCACCAGCAGUGCCCCAAUCUAGAAACAACCGGAGAGAGAAAGAAAAUGGCUCCGAGCAGGGACCGCCUGCUGCACUUUGGGUUCAAGGCGACAAUGUUUUCAAAUAGUGAUGAGGCUGUAAUCAAUAAAAAACUUCCCAAAGAACUCCUAUUACGGAUAUUUUCUUUUCUGGAUGUUGUAACCUUGUGUCGUUGUGCUCAGGUCUCCAGGGCCUGGAAUGUUCUGGCUCUGGAUGGCAGUAACUGGCAGCGAAUUGACCUGUUUGAUUUCCAGAGGGAUAUUGAGGGCCGGGUAGUGGAGAAUAUUUCAAAAAGAUGUGGGGGCUUUUUACGAAAGUUAAGUCUUCGUGGAUGUCUUGGAGUAGGAGACAAUGCAUUAAGGACCUUUGCACAAAACUGCAGGAACAUUGAAGUACUGAAUCUAAAUGGAUGUACAAAGACUACAGAUGCUACAUGUACGAGCCUUAGCAAGUUCUGUUCCAAACUCAGGCACCUUGACUUGGCUUCCUGUACAUCAAUAACAAACAUGUCUCUUAAAGCUCUGAGUGAGGGAUGUCCACUAUUGGAGCAGUUGAACAUUUCCUGGUGUGACCAAGUUACCAAGGAUGGCAUCCAAGCACUAGUGAGAGGCUGUGGGGGUCUCAAAGCCUUAUUCUUAAAAGGCUGCACACAGCUAGAAGAUGAAGCUCUCAAGUACAUAGGGGCACACUGUCCUGAACUGGUGACUUUGAACUUGCAGACUUGCUUACAAAUCACAGAUGAAGGUCUUAUUACUAUUUGCAGAGGGUGUCAUAAAUUACAGUCCCUCUGUGCCUCUGGCUGCUCCAACAUCACAGAUGCCAUCCUGAAUGCUCUAGGUCAGAACUGCCCACGGCUUAGAAUAUUAGAAGUGUCAAGGUGUUCUCAGUUAACAGAUGUAGGCUUUACCACUCUGGCCAGGAACUGCCAUGAGCUUGAAAAGAUGGACCUGGAAGAAUGUGUUCAGAUAACAGAUAGUACAUUAAUCCAACUUUCUAUACACUGUCCUCGACUUCAAGUAUUGAGUCUGUCUCACUGUGAGCUGAUCACAGAUGAUGGAAUUCGUCACCUGGGGAAUGGGGCCUGUGCCCAUGACCAGUUGGAGGUGAUUGAACUGGACAACUGCCCACUCAUCACAGAUGCAUCCCUGGAGCACUUGAAGAGCUGUCACAGCCUUGAGCGGAUAGAACUCUAUGACUGCCAGCAAAUCACACGGGCUGGAAUCAAGAGACUCAGGACCCAUUUACCCAAUAUUAAAGUCCACGCCUACUUCGCACCUGUCACUCCACCCCCAUCAGUAGGGGGCAGCAGACAGCGCUUCUGCAGAUGCUGCAUCAUCCUAUGACAAUGGAGGUGGUCAGCCUUGGUGAACUGAGUAUUUAAUGACACUUCUAGAGUUACCGUGGAGUCUCCAGUGGAAGCGACCCCAGUGUUCUGGGCAAGGGUUACAAAGUGAGGGCAGCGUCCAGAUUCCCAAAGCCACACAUAACAUGUGCAUACCCACCCUCACCCCAUUACUCUAGCUCUGUGACCAGGGGACUGAAGUCCUUGCCAGCUUUAUCAAGUGGAUUGGUAAAACUUAACCAUUCCUGUUGGACAUGCCCAGAAGAAGAUCACAGGCAAGGCAGAGGGAAUGGGGCAUUCCAGCAAACCCAGUGUUAACUGCUACUACGGUUUCUUCAUUUUGUUAGGGGUUUCUUUGGCGAUUUUGGAACAUGCAGUCCUCCAGGGGCAAGGAAAGCACAGAAAAACAAUAUAUUUUGUGUGUAGGGACCAGAAAGAAAAUUACUUUGCAUCCUAUGAAUGGUAGCCAUCCACUGUGAGAUGACUACAGAGCUUCUGUACUUCCUUGUUCCCAUGCCAACAUGCUGAGCAUGCCCACAAAGAAGGCUCGUCCAUUCCUCCUGUGUUUUAGUAUUUGGCCCAGAGGUUUCUUAAAUGGUUGCAGUGAAAUCACUCUGGCUCAAAUGCAAUUACUCACUCAAAUUGUCACUCUCUAUUUUGUGCACCUGUCCUGUGUUCACUGUUGCGCCUCCCGCAUUCCUGCUCCGUCUGCCACCUGUUCACAGUCUGCUCACUCACACUCAGUUGUUACUCUUUUGCUGCUGUUGUGCUUACAGUUUGCAUUUUGGAUGAUUAGUUGGGGGUAACCAAGCACUUAAAAAAGAGACAUUAUCAAUAAAUAUUUUUUUAAUUCUAAGUUCUACCAUUAGGGGACCCUGCCUGAAUCUUUACCAGUCUGAAGGAAAAAUACAACAGAAGCAAGAAAAGUUAUGAGAAGAAAUUAAGCAAAAACUAUUUUGAUGAAAACAAACUUUGCCUUUUGGUUUCUGUUAUAUCUUGUGAUAUAUGAUCAUAUGCAUGAUAUGCCCAAUAUUCUCCCUGCACAUUUUUCCUUCCAUCAAACUUCACUAACUUAAUGAAGAGAGAUAAAUGCAUUAUUAGUGAAGAAUGGAAUAGCAACUCCCAGAACUGAGCCUGAAAGCCCCCACCACCCAAAUUCAGACAUUCACUGAGAUCAGGUGUGACCAGCAGCAACUCUGAAUUGUUUCUGUGAGGUGGUUUUGCUUCAACAGGAGAGCUGCUGGAGAAGCUAUGCGGUCUAGCCAAACUGUUUCUCUUUUUUCCCCCAUUUCAGCCAAUCAGAGAUGCAAGAAUGAUCCUGUAACGCUGGCCAUUUGUAUGUCAGCACUGGUGGGAUCAUAUCUAAUAUUGGAGCCUCAGAGAGCCAGAGCCCUUUCAGUCCUGUCAGUCUUAUUUCUCUUGUGCUCCAGAAUUCCCAUGAAUGAAAUACAAGGGUAGAGAGGUAAAGGCAUUAGGGCAACAGAAAGAGAACACUGAGAGGGAAUGGGGGUCAGCCCAACCUGGUCACCAGAGCUAAGUGCCCAGGGUAUGGCGUGACCCAUGACUCAAAGUCAAGCAGUUUUCCUUCCCCAUGCCCUGCUCCCGCAACCACAAAAAAGACAAUCAUGGAGGAUGAGGGAAAUAAACUGAGUUUCUAAAGUAUAAGAAGUAGAUUUUUAAACCUUGCAUUAUUUUUAAUAGGAUGACCUUGCUUUCCUUUGGUGUUUUAGGACAUAAAUUGCUGUCCACCAUUAUCUUAGAUGAUCUUCUGAAUGAUCCAGGCUGUUAAAAGGCUUGUUUCAAUGCUGCAGGUUCUACCAGCCUUAUACAAGAAUAAAAUGUGAUUUAUUUCUCCACAAGCAAUCAAAUGAAAGGGUCUUAGUAUCUGUACUACCUACCAUUAUUUAGCAUGUUAAAUUUAUUUUAAAUCCUAUUUUAUUAUGCCUUUUUAAAAGUUCGAAUUAUUGUAUUUUUCAUUCCCCCUUCCCCUAUGCUAUUCUCAAAUUACCAUAUAAAAGACAUACUUUUAAAAUUGAAACUCUCCUGGCUAUACCCCACACAUACAAAUAUACACACAUGUGCACACAUUUCCAAAUGUGGCUGGUAAUAUUCCUAUCCCCAGGUCACUCAUUCAAACAAAACUAAAAAGAGAAAUAUUUAGGAGCCAUCUGCCCUAAUGCAUAAGCUUUCUUUUUUUCAUAAUGUCCAAACAAAUUGAUCAUAAAACCCUGAUUGAUUAGUGAGUAUAGAUUUGAAUUGCCCAAUAAUUAAGGCUGUUAAGGUACUUCUUUACUUAAAAAAAUACCCAAGUUUAAAAGACCCUAUUCACCACUACCUGAACAUCUUGAAAAUGCUGUUUCUCUAGUCAAAGAGUAUACAUACCCAUGUGCAGGUCCAUGUGGGCUUUCCCAGGCGACCCCUGCCUGUCAGGCCAAGAAUGGUUAAGUAAGAGAAAGUCCCUGGCGUGUGCAGCACUAGCUUGUAUGUGACCAUGCAGGAGCCUUGUUUCUUUAUCAAGAAAACUUCAGGCCUGUCAAGCUUGGAUGAAAAUACAGUUUUUAUGCCAAUCUGCAGCCUAUACCAGCUGAUGAAAUGUACCAGGACUUUGAGACCCCAGAACAUGGUAAGUUUUGGUCCGGUGGAAGUGGUCCUGCCGUCCAAACAUAAUGCUUCCUGUCUCAGCAUCAGGGACACUUGAAAAUUCAACAAGCCUUCAUGAGUGUAAGAAAACUCCUAGGAAAAGCUUACUUGUCUGGCUCGGAGCGCUUCCAACAGUAUGCCUUGUUUAAUGAGAAAAUAAGUAUUGAACAGACAGAAGAGAUUUGGGAUAAAUAAGAAGGUACCUUCAAAGCGAUUGCCAUACACUUGUAGUCCGGAGAAAUUAUUGCUAUGGCUCUAGAGAAAGUUAUUUAAACAUCUAGAUCACCUCUUUUUCAAGCAGUCUUUUCCCAACAUUUUCCAGCAUCAUUUGUGAUACAUCAGUGUCUUUAGUAUCUUUUACAGCCUCUUCAUCAUCCCCAUGAAGGUGAUUCUAGCAUUGGGGUUUUUUUUUUUUGCGUUGGCUUCUCCAUUUCCUUCCUACACUCAUUCUUGCCCUCUCUAUUUAAAGCCUUCACCUCACGCCCAUGAUGCUGCUGAUUUAUACUCAAAUGCCUCCUGUCUAGCUUCCUCUUAGGGUGGUUGUCCUGAUUUAGGCAAACUCUCCUGAGCAGCCUUGAAUUCAGUAACUGGGCACCAGGCCAUUUUUCCCUUAGUAUACUGUCUUUGGUGUUUGCGUGCUGAGUUUGAAAUGGAAGUGUUGAAUAUAAAGCGAGGAGUAGGGGGAUCUGGCUUCAUCCUUUAUUCCAUUAUUAGGAAUAUGAAAGCACAUUGUGCUUUAUGUAAAAAAUGUUUUCUCCUAUUAAAAUCUUUAGUGGAUGUAAAAGUACUCCUUUAAAUGGCUUUUGUAAAUUUCCAAACCUAUUACGUUGAUCUAGCAGACAUAUAAGUCACAAAUUUCAUAUAUUCCUUAUAUCACACAUUUAAGAGGAAAAGCUGAUAUUUUCUUGCUGCUUUAUUUUGGGCUUUCCAAACUCUUUGAACAGUUCAAUAUAGUAUAAAGCUACAGCAGUCAAGUUCUUUUAUUUCUUCUAAUUGCCUUGUAAAAUGCAUUGUUACUAAUACAAUAGGCUGCUGAUGCCCUGGGGGUCCUAAACCAAAUAUGUGAUGGAACCUAUCUUGGUUUGAGGUUGUUGGAAGUGUGAGAGAGUCACUGGAAGGAAGAGAAUUGUUUCUCGCCUGCCUGUUUGGGCAUCAUAUCCUUAGGUGAUUGUGUUGUUUGGAGAGAAGGAAUACUUGAGAUAGUAGUCGGCCCUUGGCCGUUUAAUGUUUUAUUAUUUAGACUGCUCAUGACAGCACCAGUAAGAGAGGAGCUUUAAAGGAAAUUGGUCUCUUCCGCCCUUUCCCUUCUGUGUGCAUGAUCUAAGGUUAAGUUUUCUCUCCUUAUUGUGCAUCCUGGCUGACAGACUCCUUCAGUGGUAUGCUCUGAGCCUCCGGAACAUUUUAUUAAAAGAUUUCCUUCUCUGUUAGCCCACCAUUUCUAGGAUCUUUAAACAUCUCAAACCCAGGCAAUGUGAAUUAGCUGAGUCUUGUUCAAGAAGAGAUUUUGGUUGUUCGGCAGGAUGUCUUGGGGCAGAAUCCCCCGCCCCCACUCCCACCCCUAUAGUGAUCUUGGACGGAAGAAUCAUAAAAGCGUACGGAAUUCAGCCCCUCCUCACGUUUAUUUCUAUCAUAAAUUUUAAUUGUAAUGGAUGAUACAGAGAGCUUGUAUAAGACCAUAUCAAUAGGGUAUAAUUAACCCAGAUAAUUUGGGAAUAAAAUGUGGCUGUCUUUGCUAUAUCCAGAUGCCCUAACCUAACAUCUUGAUUCUCCAGCGAAGAACCUGCCGCUCUAACCUUGCGCUCUCGCUUGGGACAAACUUACUGUCUGCCAGAAACUACCAUUUGAGGCAAGUGCAUGAAGUGCUUCUGCAGCUCUCGCUCUCAAGGCAAGUCUACCUAUUUUGUCCAUUUUUAUUCUUAGGAACAUCAUUUCUGCAUCUCUGAAGCUUUUGAUCCUUAGGGAAGUCAGUAAAAACCUCUCAGCUGCAUCUGAGUGAAUCUUUGGAGCCCAGGAGCGUUACACUUAAUUUUUAGCAGGAAGUUUUUGGACAAGCUUACAUGGGGGACGUUAAGAGAAACUCCAUAAUGUACUUCUUGCAUCUCUGCCUCAUGUGUUCUGAGUAAGCCUGGGACAAAUUUGAUACACACGUGUUGAUGCUAAGUGCUUCCUCAGCCAGGAUGGUUCACCUCCCUUUUAGGAAAUAUAAUCAUGAGCAACCAAAACUGUAUCAGUUGGACCUCUCUCUGUUUUUCAGUGUCUUGUUUUGAAGAAUUGGGGUGGGAAAAUAGUAAAUGAGAUUCAAAGUAAAGAAAAGAAUCAGUUCUGAAGUACUUUGCUUUGGGUACUUGCAUCUGUCCUGAAUAUGUAGAAACAGCUGUAUCACAUGUGAGUAGAUUUACUUUCCUCUCCAUCCAAUGAAUUCUAUGCCCCUCUUACUGGCAAGGAGGGCUUCUACUUUCACACACACAACCAGAGUCGUCAGAUGGGGAUCGGCACCAUGGAAAGAACCACCAGUGUAUCCCAGCGGCUUCUGACCACGGUUUUCUGCGGGGCGAGCGCAGGUAGGCAGUAAAUGAGAGAAUCCCCACCCAAAGAAGAGAUGGGAGAAGAGAAGUGUCCAGACACAUACCUUUUUUCCUCUGCCACACCCGAAGAACACAGGAGAAUCUUUGAAGUAAUGUCUUUUUUAUUAAAGUGGAAGAAGAAAACUGCCCCACUAAGUUUCGCUUGUCAUUGUUGUACUACGUACUGAUUCAAAUCUGACCCCCACUGCUGCUCACACACACGCAUGUGUUUCUUACCUUAGCCUAACCCUUCUCUGCUCCUGAAGUUAUUGUUCUGUUUGGUUUUUCUUUUCUUUUCCUUUUUUUAUGGCACUAGAGAAUGAGAAUGUAGUCUUAGAAAAUCCUAACUUGAAAAGGAGUUUCUAACUGGCAUGGUUUGGUUAAUUUACCUAUUUCGCUCUAAAGACUUGAACGAUUUUCUUUCCUAGUGCUAUAUAAUAGAUCUGUAUGUAAUAAGUGAAACCUUUGCUGCUACUUUUCUGGGUUUACAUUAGUUUUUUCCCACCCUGUAGAAUAGUUUCUCAUCUGUGCUUCUCUGACAACUGUUAAUUUCUAAUAAGUGCAGGAAGAGGUGAGCCUGAGAUUUCUUCUCCUUCACAUUACCCACAAAUUACACACUAACCUCUAACACACAAGACCAUGGGAUGGGGCUCAUCAGAAGUACUUGUGUUUUUUUCUUAUCAUGCUGCAGCUCUUGUAGCUACUCAGUCCAAAGGGUUACUGUAAAGAGAGAGAGGCCUUAAUUUUGCCUUUCUCCAUUUCUGUUUAAGACAACCUUCAGAUGCCUCCCACUCUGGCCGCCUCCUUUUUCCUCCCAGGAAUUGUUUCCCAGUAACCUGCCUGGGGCAUUUCCCAACUGCUGUCCUCACCUUUGCUCACUUUCCAGUGACCCUGAGAGCACAGACCUAAGACGGCCUGUGCAGAGCUCAGAGAACUGUGAGGGCCACCUCUGCCUGUCAGACUCUGUUUGGGGACAGAGAUGGACGGUAAUGGUGCUGUGGGAUAAAUUUUUAUCUUCAAACAAGGCUGUUUAAUCCCUGCACCACACCCACCCACCCUACUCCAUGCCCUGAGGGGGUAAAAUGCAGAGAAUGGUUGGUUGGCAGGGUCUGAUCGCAAACAUCACUCUCUGGCCCUAAACCUUCUCCAGCCAUCUGGCCUUCCCUGGAGUGCUUUGGCAUGCAGGAGCUGCUGCUUGUUUCUCCACCAGGCUUGUGCCUAUGCUUAGCCAGUCCCCGGGGCCAACACAGUUCCCUACGUGGUGACCUAACACCAGGUUCCAUUAGCUGUCCACAGGACUGUGUUUCCACCCAACACUUGGCGCUUGAGAAUGGUGGGGAGGGAGGGUUAUUUAAAAUAAAUAAAAUCCAAGGUGGCAGUAGAGGGUUUCUUUUGCUUUAAAAAUCUUUGGACAAAAAAAAAAUUUUUGUUUUUUAUAUAUAAAUAUAUAAAGUAAAUUGUUAUGUAACUAUUAUUGUUUCCUGUAUGUUCUAAUUUUGUUUUAUGAUGUAAUUAAAGGAAAUAAGCUGUGAA
Manis pentadactyla (Chinese pangolin) is the source of this 9285-nucleotide messenger RNA. RefSeq names its product F-box and leucine rich repeat protein 20 (gene FBXL20). The record is from RefSeq and is a predicted model, not a curated record. The transcript is spliced from 15 exons. Lineage: Eukaryota; Metazoa; Chordata; Mammalia; Pholidota; Manidae. Bases 1233 to 2549 code for a protein of 438 amino acids. Gene Ontology annotation, molecular function: protein binding.